CUUAUUCAUUCAUUUAAUUUGUUUCAAAUCAGGUAACUAACCUUAUACUAUUCUCUAUAUUUAUUCAUCACUUAACUUUAUUCAAAACUGUCAUACAUGAUAUCAAACCAUGUCCAUUCCUUGACCUAACCCCAUCAUCACCAUCCCUUAAACCACCACCACCACAACAACAACAAGGAACCAUUCCUCCCCUCACUAAAGCAACCCGCAAACCACUACCCCAAAUACCCCCCUAAAAGAAAAACAAAAAGAAAAAACAAAAGAGGAGAGAGAGAGAGAGAGAGAGAGAGAGAAGAUGGUCUCCCCCCUAACAACAACCUUCAUUCAAUCCACCAUUCUAAACGCCAUCGCCAACAUCCUAGCACAAAUAAUAGACCAUUAUCGGAAAUCCAAAUCAACAACAACGACCACAACAACAACACUCACACCUAACCUCCCCGCCCUCCUCCAAUUCAUCACCUACGGGAUAAUAAUCGUUCCCCCGAAUUUCAUCUGGCAGAGGUAUCUUGAACGGCGGUAUCCGGGGUUUCUUUUCCGUGGUGGUGCAGCAUCAACCCCUUCCUCAUCUACUACUACUAACAACUAUUCUCCUCCUUUCCGAACAUCUACCCCUAAUGGAAAGAAAGGAGGAGGAGGAGGAGGAGGUCCAGGGAUAGGAGAAAUCUACAUCUCCAUCCCAGACCCCACAUCCACCGUCCUCCUCAAAGAAAAGAAAAAGACCAGCAAUAAUUUUCUCCCUAGGCGCAGCAGCAGCAGAGGAGGUUGGUACAACUUCCUUAUGAAAUUCCUACUUGAUCAGACGGUGGGGAGUGUAGGGAAUAUCGUACUGUUUAUUGUUCUCAUUAAUCUGUUGAAGGGGGUGGGGGUGGGUGGUGUUUGGGGGUUAGUUGUUGAGGACUUCAAACCAAUCAUGAUCGCAAGACUCAAAUAUAGACCGAUUGUCUCGUUGCUCAUGUAUACGGUUGUGCCGGUUGAUCGGCGUGUCGUGUUUGGGAGUGCGUGUGGGGUGAUUUGGGGGGUGUAUUUGAGUUUGUAUGCUGUUGUUUAGUGUAUCUUUCUUCUAUUUCUCUUUCUCUAUUUCUUUUACUACUAUUGUUGCUGUUCUUUUUGUCAGAGUUAGUUGUGAUGUGGUCAAUCUUUCGUUUCGUUGUUUCUUUUGUCAGCGUGAUAC
Aspergillus eucalypticola CBS 122712 is the source of this 1171-nucleotide messenger RNA. RefSeq lists its product as uncharacterized. The transcript is spliced from 3 exons. NCBI's taxonomy places the organism in Eukaryota, Fungi, Ascomycota, Eurotiomycetes, Eurotiales, Aspergillaceae. The record is from RefSeq and is a predicted model, not a curated record. Bases 296 to 1048 code for a protein of 250 amino acids. Gene Ontology annotation, cellular component: membrane; cytoplasm.